This is a messenger RNA of Terrapene triunguis (Three-toed box turtle), 2712 nucleotides long. RefSeq names its product EF-hand and coiled-coil domain containing 1 (gene EFCC1). NCBI's taxonomy places the organism in Eukaryota, Metazoa, Chordata, Testudines, Emydidae. The transcript is spliced from 8 exons. The record is from RefSeq and is a predicted model, not a curated record. Gene Ontology annotation, molecular function: calcium ion binding. The coding region runs from base 44 to 1987 and encodes 647 amino acids.
ACUCCAGUGCGCCAGCAGGGGCAGCAUGGUGGUGGGGUGAGAGAUGGAUCCCCCCGACGCUUGGGACCCCUACAGCCGGCCGGCCCGCCGGACCCAGUGGCUGGUCAGCGCCCUGGCGUAUCACUACGGGCUGGACCGGGGCGUGGAGAACGAGAUCAUCGUGCUGGCCACGGGCUUGGACCAGUACUUGCAGGAGAUCUUCCACCACCUGGACUGCGAGGCGGAAGGCAGGAUCCCCGGCGAGGACUUCCGCACCCUCUGCCAGGUGCUGGGGCUGGCGGACCCGGAGGAGGCGGCGGCCGACCCGGAGGAGUGCGCCGGCCUCUGGGAGGACCUGGCCCCGGAGCUGACUUUCCGCCAGUUCCACGCCAAGCUCUGCGGCUACUUCAGCACCAAGGCCGGCUGCGCGCCGCAGCGCCCGGCGGUGGGCAGGCUGCCGCUGGGCAAGGAGAGCGAGCACAUCGAGACCCAGAUCCGGCUGCGCAGCCCGCUGCGGCGGCGCCGGGACAAGGCGGGCCACGGGGCUGCUGCCAUCAAAAGCGGCAGCCCGCGAGGGGCUUCUCCUCCCCCGGCCGCCCCCGGGCUGGCCCCGCACGCCAGGCGGCCGGGCCCCUGCUCCAGGGAGUGCUACGAGGAGAUCGUGGCUCUGGAGCAGGCUGAAGACCGGAUCGUGAAGCUGGAGGAGGAGAACGGCAGCCUGCGGGAGCUGGUGGAGGACAUGCGGGCAGCGCUGCAGAGCAGCGACGCCAGGUGCCUCGCUCUGCAGGUAGGACUGUGGAAAAGCCAUGCUAAUCAUAAGAAAGAUGGGACCUGUUUUAUAGGUAAUAGGAGACAGUUAACUCCCAAACACUCCCAGCCCACCAAGUGCCUUCAGAGUGUCCUAAAGGAGGUGGAACUAAUCCGGAAUUCCAGGGAUGGACAAAUUGAAGAAGCAAUUAGGGUCAAUCAAGAACUGCAAAAAGAAUUGAGGAGUUCCCAGGAAGCUAUAGUCACCCUGGAAGACUGCAACCGUAAUCUGAAGAGGGAACAGGCAGAAAUGAGGAAGAAAGUGGAAGAAGCUAGACACGCAGUCCUUAACAGUCUUGGCAAAGUGAAGGAGUUAGAAGCAAAAGCCAAUAAAGUGCCACAUUUGCAGAUAUACAUCCAGGAGCUAGAAUCAGAACUACAGUACUAUAGGUCAGAGGUUCUGAAGCUUCAGCUUCCUUCAAGAGGCAGCACAAAGCAAAAAGAAGGAGCAGCACUACUGGAUGGAAGACACUGCUUAUUUGCUGUGCAACUGGAUCGAAGCUCACCCACUGGGGGAGCAGGGAUGUCAGAGAAUGUGGAAGAUCAGAUGUUCCGUUCUGUGGAGGGCCAGGCUGCCUCAGAUGAAGAGGAGGAGAAGUGGAUAGGGGACCAGCAAUCCCAGAUGGCUGAAUUGAAGAAACUUCUGGACAGGGUUCCCUGUUGUGGAAGUGGAUGUGAUGACAAAAUGGUGAAGAAACUGAUGUCUUAUUUUGGGAGCACCAAUAAUGAUGACCAUGAGAAUGCCACUGUGGAGCUAGCGGAGAGAAUCACCACGUUAACUGAACAGCUUGAGAUGAAAGGGAAUGAAGUGAAAAAACUGGAAACAAACAUGAAGGAGAUGAAAGGCCCAUUGCUAGGUGAACUGCAACAAAAGGUGGAGGAGACUGAAUUGUUGAAGAUGGAGCUACAGAUGUUGGAGACUGAGAGAGUUAGGCUGUCACUGGUGGAAGAAAAGCUCAUGGAUGUUUUACAGCUUCUUCAACAACUUCAAGACCUGAGCAUAUCUAAGCGAGCCUUGGGGAAAAUCUUGCUGAGCACUUUGGAAUCCUGUCGUGACCCCCAACAUGGAAAAACCCACAUUCUUGAGGUCCUAGAUACUCUCUACCAUGAGCUGGCUGCCUGUGAACUCCUACAAAGCAAGCCUCUAGAAAAAGCUCAAAGUCACCAGUCCUUGUCUAACCCACUGGUUAUCUCUUGUUGAGCAACAGUGCCAUCUACAGUUCAUCGUGAUUAGUCAAGUAUCUAAAAUCUUACCAUGUUAAACAGAGGGUGGAAGAAUGAGAUUGCCGGAUUUGGAGGAGUUCAAUAAUAAAGGGACAAGUUAGGACAACUAAGCCGUGAAAUCACAGGUAUACUGCUCUGGGAAGACCUCUAAUUCCUCAGCUAACUUCGCAGCUGUCCACUAUAAGUGUUCACAUUUCAUGAGAAUUACUUAAUGAUGUCCAUCUCUGAAGCCUAACAACCACCGCAUUAUGGCAUUGUAACUGUACCAGUUCACCAAAUGAAAAGUAUUACAAAUGCACUGACCAGCUCAAUAGAGGAAAACCCCAAACUGAAUAGCUGAUUGUCGAUUAGCUAGAGAUUUUUCCUCUUCUGAUAGCUGAACCAGUACAUUAAAUAGUGGAAGACAGACUAACUGGCUGACACAUGUUGUUUUAUUAAAGUACAAGAGACAAAAUUGCUGUAUUAUAAAAAUAUAUGCACACCAGUAUAUGCCAGUAGGGCAAGUUAAAGACCCAUGUAUAAAUGUAUGUGUUUGUGAUUGUGAUUAUAUAUCUUAUUUAACUCUAGAGAUACAUUUAUGUUUCUGUUCAUGCGGAUUUUGUAUUUUGUAAUUACAAAUCCAUUAGAAGUGUGAUUAUGUUUUGAUAUUAAUCUGUAACUGUCCUUGCUGAUUAUAAUCUUAGAUUUUAUGUUAAACAUUAA